CAGGCUCAAUCCCAAGAUUGCAAGCUGCAAUGGGAUGUCUCAAGAUAUGCUCAAUUCUAAUGCCAGUGCUGGCUGUUUUCGGCCCACUCGGAUUGAGCAGAGCGUUUGAUGGAAAGUACUGGGAUUUGUUCCCAGCAUGGGACGUUUCCAGCAUGCCUGACCUCUCUGGCAAAGUUGCCAUUGUCACAGGUCCAACUGUAGGAGGGAUUGGCUACGAGUCUGCAGUGGAAAUGACAGCCAAAGGGGCACAGGUCAUAUUAGCUGGACGCAGUGCGAGCAAAGGCAAGGAAGCCUUAGAGGAGCUAUUGAAGCGAGUUCCCAAUGCUAAGGUUGAGUUCAUGAAGCUGGACUUGGGAAGCAUGCAGAGCGUCAAAGAAUUUGCAGCCGAAUUUGCAGCCAAGUCUUUGCCGCUGCAUAUUUUGAUGAACAAUGCGGGUGUCAUGGCCAACCCAUUCACUUUGACCGUUGACGGCCUGGAGAGUCAAUUCGGUACAAAUCAUAUUGGUCACUUUUUGCUGACAAAGUUGCUUCUACCACAUUUGGAGGCAUCGGCACCUUCCCGAGUGGUUACAGUAAGCUCCGCUGCUGCCUUCAUUCCAGAGAUGCUGAAAAUGUUUGAGAUUGGAGGUAUCGUGGAUGCUGCACCUGCAGCAGACUUCGACAAGCUUGGUGCCGACUAUGAAGCUUCCUACAGUCCAGUCAAGGCAUACGGUCGCUCCAAACUUGCCAACGUGCUUUUCACGCGGGCGCUCGCCCGGCGAUUGGAAGGCAAGAGUGUCUAUGCCAACGUGUGCCACCCUGGGGGUAUUCAUACCAACCUUGCAAGACACGUGCAGGCAGACGCAGACGCAUCUAUUGGAGAGAUGGCGAAUCUCCUCUUCAGCGUUUUGCAGCAGACUGUGAUGUUUGCAGCUCCGAGGGGUGCUGUUACUCAGUUGUACUUAGCAACAUCCCCUGAGAUUGAGAGCAAGGACAUUCGCGGCCAGUAUUAUCGCCCGCAAGCACUGCACGAGACUCCUCCAAAAUUCUCAACUUACGAGCUGGAGGAAAAACUGUGGUCUUUGUCCGAGAAGCUUGUGCAGGAGUACUUGUAGCGUGACUGCUGUGUAUCGCUCGACGUGUUUGAUUGUGCCAGCCCACAGCAAAACAUACAAAAUUGCCAGGGAUAGCCAAGCCGCACCAGUAACCCUAAGUCUUGUAAUUGACGAAUUGACGCU
Molecule: messenger RNA, 1217 nt
Organism: Cladocopium goreaui
Lineage: Eukaryota; Dinophyceae; Suessiales; Symbiodiniaceae
Source: the annotation of a GenBank genome assembly